AUGGCGAGGAUGGAGAUAAAAAUAAUUUCAUUUUUUGAGGUUUUACUCUGCUUUGCGAGCAUAUUUUCCUUUCUUGGCACUGGCCUUGGAGAUUUGAGCUACUCUAUUCCAGAAGAGUUGGAUGUUGGAUCUGUCAUUGCAGACAUAGUGAAGGAUCUUGGACUCGACGCACACGGGCUGUUACAUCGCAAAGCAAGAUUAGAUUCAGAUGGGAGCAGCAAACGCUUUUGUGACAUAGACUUACAAGCCGGCAGUCUGGCGAUCUCCGAGAGAAUUGACCGCGAAGAAUUGUGUGGCGCUAAAACUGUUUGUUCUUUGAAAUACGAAUUAGUUCUAGAGUCCCCGCUUGAACUGCAUCCCAUUACUUUGCAGAUUGAGGAUGUAAAUGACAAUACACCGAAAUUCCUUAAUGACAAAGUUAAACUUGAAAUCACAGAAUCCGCUGUGAAAGGGGCACGGUUUCCUUUACCUGAAGCGCAUGAUUCAGAUGUGGGACGCAACGGUAUUCAAAACUAUAAGCUGGAGAACAGCGAUCAUUUUGCAUUGGCUGUGCAUUCAAAUUCAGAUGGGGGUAAAUACAGCGAGCUGAUCUUAGAAAAUGAACUCGAUCGUGAAAAUGAGGAGGAAGUAAUAUUUUCCCUGUCUGCUAUUGACGGCGGUACUCCUCAUAAAUCUGGGACUGUUGUAAUUCAUGUCACAGUCAUGGAUGCAAACGAUAAUUUGCCUGUGUUCAGUCAGCCUGUUUAUGAAGUCAAUCUGCCUGAAAACGCCCCUUCAGGUACUGUUGUUCUGACCGUAAGUGCCACAGAUGCGGAUGAAGGCGCAUAUGGCGAGGUCACGUAUGAAUUCAGCCGCAUAUCUGACAAGGCUGCGAGACUGUUCGCAAUAGACAGUUUGAGUGGAGAAAUCAAAGUAAUCGGUCCAGUUGAUUACGAGGAGAAACAAGAGUAUGAGUUAAGGGUCCAAGCCAAAGACGGUGCAGGUUUGGCCUCUAAUGCUAAAGUAAUUAUAGAGAUAAGUGAUGUCAAUGAUAAUGCACCUUUGAUAUUUAUCAAAUCGCUUAAUAACCCCAUUCCCGAGGAUGCGGCCCCGGGCACAGAAGUGGGCAUCAUUAAUGUGCAGGACAAAGACUCAGAGGGAAACAGACAGGUCCGCUGUGCCAUUCCAGAAAACAUCCCUUUUAAAUUGAAUCCAUCUGUGAAAAAUUAUUACUCACUGGUCACUGCAGCUGAAUUAGACCGUGAAAAGUUAACUCAGUAUAAUAUCACAAUAACCGCAAUUGAUGAAGGCAAUCCACCAUUGUCUUCAUCCAAGACUAUCCAUCUCUCUGUUGCUGAUGUGAAUGAUAACCCUCCUGUAUUUGAGCGUCAGUCCUACAGUGCAUAUGUGACUGAGAAUAACAAGCCUGGCUCUUCUGUCUGUUCUGUUACUGCGAGAGACCCAGACUGGAGACAGAAUGGCACAGUGUUUUACUCUCUGUUGCCCAGUGAGGUCAAUGGUGUUCCGGUCUCCUCAUAUGUAUCCAUUAAUGGAGACACAGGGGUGAUCCAUGCUGAGAGGGCCUUUGACUACGAGCAGUUCAGAAGCUUCAAAGUUCAGGUUGUAGCCAGAGACAAUGGUUCUCCUCCACUCAGCAGCAACGUGACUGUGAGUGUGUUCAUAACAGAUGAGAAUGAUAACUCUCCUCAGAUAUUGUACCCUACUCCAGAAGGAAACUCCUUCAUGACUGAGAUGGUUCCUAAAGCUGCUCUUUCUGGCUCGCUGGUCUCCAAAGUGAUCGCUGUUGAUGCUGACUCUGGACAGAACGCGUGGCUGUCGUAUCAGAUCGUGAAGUCGACUGAUCCGGGACUUUUCACUAUUGGUCUCCACAGUGGAGAGAUCAGGGCUCAGAGGGACAUUUCUGAAUCUGACAGCAUGAAGCAGAACCUUGUGAUCUCAGUGAAAGAUAACGGACAGCCCUCUCUCUCUACAACCUGUGCCGUGUAUUUACUCAUCUCUGAUAACUUGGCUGAAAUUCCUGAACUGAAAGACAUGUCUUAUGAGGAGAGCAAUGCUAAACUCACAUCUUAUCUGAUCAUUGCCCUGGUGUCUGUUUCAACUUUUUUCCUCACUUUUAUUAUCUUGUUAAUGUCUAUGAGGUUUUGUCGUAAGACAAAGCGCAGACUGUUGUUUGAUGGAGCAGUAGCCAUUCCCAGUGCAUAUUUACCUCCCAACUAUGCAGAUGUUGAUGGAACGGCAACUCUCCGUAGUGCUUACAACUAUGACGCCUAUAUGACCACAGGAUCCCGUACAAAUGACUUUAAGUUUGUCCGAUCUUACAAUGACCAUAUCCUCUCUGCUGGUAAUACUCUAAAUAAGAGACAGAGUAUGCAUGACAACAGCGAUUGCAUCAACUUCUUUGAUAACGGAUCAAAAUAUUCAACUCUGAUGGGCGCGCAGUAUGCCUGA
Molecule: messenger RNA, 2448 nt
Organism: Sardina pilchardus (European sardine)
Lineage: Eukaryota; Metazoa; Chordata; Actinopteri; Clupeiformes; Clupeidae
Product: protocadherin gamma-A6-like
Exons: 2
Coding region: 1-2448 (815 amino acids)
Biological process (GO): homophilic cell-cell adhesion
Cellular component (GO): plasma membrane
Molecular function (GO): calcium ion binding
Source: RefSeq, a predicted model, not a curated record